Molecule: messenger RNA, 1284 nt
Organism: Chionomys nivalis (European snow vole)
Lineage: Eukaryota; Metazoa; Chordata; Mammalia; Rodentia; Cricetidae
Gene: Bloc1s3
Product: biogenesis of lysosomal organelles complex 1 subunit 3
Exons: 2
Coding region: 443-1033 (196 amino acids)
Cellular component (GO): BLOC-1 complex
Source: RefSeq, a predicted model, not a curated record
GGUGCUCUGAUAUAGCCACGCCUCCUCCGCAGGCGCAGAGCGCUCUGAAGACGCGGAAGCGAGGGGGCGGGUGCAUCGAGCCCCUUCUUGGGCCUCCCACGCUAACCUCUUCCGCCCUUACUUCGCUUCUCUAGCUGUUUCCGGGUCUUCGGACAUUCCCAUUGGCUGAGUUUCUGAUUCAAGUGACUUUCCCAGUUUAAAAAAAAAAAAAAAAUUCAAGUGUCCUACAGAAUUUUCCAAAAUAUUAAAAAAUACGACACGAAAACGACUUGUCUAACCGCUUUCCUAUUGGCCGGAGCUUGACUCAUGUGACUCCACACGGAAAAACCGCCUCACUUCCGCCAGGCGGCGAAUCCCUCGGGUUCGGAGCUUCGAAGACCUGGUAUGGCCGUCUGGGACUGUGGUGUCGGUGUCUCCCGUGAGCAUCCCCCCCCUCCGCGCCAUGGCAUCGUCCCAAGGUCGGCGGCGGAGGCCAGGGACGGUGGUACCCGGGGAAGCGGCUGAGACCGACUCGGAGCUGUCUGCGUCCUCGUCGGAGGAGGAGGAGCUAUACCUGGGUCCCUCGGGCCCGACGCGCGGCCGCCCCACGGGGCUCCGCGUGGUCGGAGAGGCAGCGGAGACCGACUCGGAACCGGAGCCAGAGCCCACGGAGGCGCCGGGAGACCUACCCCCACUCGUGGUGCAGCGCGAGGCGGAGGAGACCUGGGGCACGGAAGAGACCCCGGCUGUGGCGCCUGCGCGCUCGCUCCUGCAGCUCCGGCUGGCGGAUAGCCAGACGCGUCUGGACCACGACGUGGCGGCCGCGGUGAGCGGCGUGUACCGCCGUGCGGGCCGCGAUGUGGCCGCCCUGGCCGGGAGGCUGGCAGCUGCUCAGGCCACGGGAUUGGCGGCCGCCCACAGCGUGCGCCUGGCUCGCGGGGACCUCUGUGCGCUUGCCGAGCGCCUGGACAUCGUAGCUGGCUGUCGCUUGCUGCCGGACAUACGGGGGGUACCAGGCAUCGAGCCCGAGCAAGACCCAGGACCGAGAGCUUAGACUGACUCGCUGCUAUCCCCCUCCCGCACACACACCUGACUGUCCUUGAUCCCGGAUCACUGCGGUCCCCAAUGCCUCGUAGCCGUUGGUUUAUGCCAACAGGAGCCAAGUCCUGGCAUCUUCAUUGAUUUGUCCCGAUUUUAUUUAUUCUUAGCACAAUUCUGGGAUCCCCACCCCCAAAACUGGGUCCAGGUUUUGUGGACAUCAACUCUGGUGAAUUUCCUAAAUCAAGCUUUAAUUAUGGGCUUUGA